Lingula anatina is the source of this 1580-nucleotide messenger RNA. Its product is annotated as alanine--glyoxylate aminotransferase. Lineage: Eukaryota; Metazoa; Brachiopoda; Lingulata; Lingulida; Lingulidae. Gene Ontology annotation, molecular function: L-serine:pyruvate transaminase activity; L-alanine:glyoxylate transaminase activity. Gene Ontology annotation, cellular component: peroxisome. The record is from RefSeq and is a predicted model, not a curated record.
GCCCACAGGCUCCCCACCCUAACUGCUGUGGAAGUACCAGAUGGAAUUGACUGGAAGAAAGUCUCGCAAUACGCCAUGGACAAGUAUAAGAUAGAGUUGGCUGGUGGUCUAGGGGCCUCGGCAGGAAAAGUGUGGCGACUUGGCUUUAUGGGAUACAAUGCGCAGCCAGAGAAUGUGCGAACUACUCUCCGUGUCCUGCAGGAGGGGAUCGAAUGGUACAGGAAUAGUCCCCAGUCUAAGUUGUAGACAGAUGGGCCCUCUCAUUGGACAAAUUAGUAUCCAAUCGGUGGGCUUGGAGCAAAGCUGGUGGAGAUGCCAAGUAAAAAACAGUUGUGGAUAAUGUUAACAACUGUUACAUUAAUGGAAGAUGUUGGCAACAAUAAUGGAUUAAGUAAACAACAGUAAAGAGAGAAACAAUAAGAAUGGAAGAUGAUAGCAACAAUAAUGGAUUAAGUAAGCAACAAAAAUGGAUGUGAACAACAAUGGAAUAAGUAAACAACAAUAGAAAAUGUAAACAACAACAGUAGAAGAUGUACACAACAAUAAUGGAUGAAGUAAACGACAACAAUGGAAGUUGUAAACAACAACCAUGCAAACAAUGAGGAAAACAACAAAGGAUUGAAUAAGCAGCAAAUGAAUAAGCAGAUAAAGUGAUGGUCACAAUGAUAAAGAUUAUAACUAGGAAUGAACAUAAAAUCUGAAACAACCAGAUAAGAAUUAUAAAAUACUGUUUCAAAAUUAUGGCUGUGAUUUCGUUCAUCUCUCUAAAUGUUGUCAACAUGAUGAAAUAAAAAAAGAAUCCAGAAUAUAAAGUAUUUCGAAAGUAUUUUAAAACUUGCUAAGAAUUUAAAUGCCUUGAAGUGUUUUCAUAUUUAUUUUUCCAAUCCUUCAAUGUGUAAAAUUUGGAUGAUGGUAUUGAGAAUGUUAACCCUGAUUACAAUGACAGCAGAGUUCUUGUUUAUCUCUUACUAUGAUUCACAUAAGAUGCACUUACUCCAUUUAUAUUUUAUUAUUUGUAAUUUGUUAUUUCUUUUCUUAUACAAGCGCUAUUGUUAUAUCAUACAGUAGGGAGAAAAGGAGGAGAUAAUACUUGUGUGUGUAUAUAUACUAGUAUAUUUACAAUUUCUUAGUAUAUAAGAUUUUAAAUUUCCACUACAGCAUUAAAUUUAACAGUUAAAAUGUAACAUAUUUGAUGAAAAUGUCAAGGAAUCCUCACACCAUUAAGAUUGCACUAAAUAUUUUUUUAAAUCAAGUGUUUAAUCCUUGUUGAUGAUAUAUUUAAAUAGAUACUAUUCUACAAAUGUGCACUUUCAGGAGGAGAUUUUUUAAAAAUUAACUAAAGAGCAGUAGUUUAAAGGUUUGGAUUUUAAAAAACUUAAAUAUUUGUGCAUGAAAUUUAGUGGGAUCUUUACUUUGUAUUCGUCCUCAUACCUCUCAAUUUUGAUGGGGACCAAGUGUUCUAGUACUAAAACAGGUCUAGAUGCAAUGGUUUGCUUAUCACAUUUUCAAUUGACUGAUCGAUUUGGAGGUUAUGCCAAGGAGGUUAUGUUUUCACCCCUGUUUGUUUGUUUGCCCGUCUG